Messenger RNA from Danaus chrysippus (African queen), 1899 nucleotides. NCBI's taxonomy places the organism in Eukaryota, Metazoa, Arthropoda, Insecta, Lepidoptera, Nymphalidae. The record is from the annotation of a GenBank genome assembly.
AUGGAGACCAAUGCAAUGGAUAGAGUACCCGAACCAGAAUCUUGGAGACGUCGUUGUGGAUGUUUACGGACGAGUGACAAGUUGAAACACAUCCUCAACUGUUUCCCGGGCCCACCUCCGCCCACACCAGAUAAUAAAAAUAAUAAUAAUCAUAAUAAUAAUCUGGGAACCACUUGCAUAUCUGCAUAUUGUACGAACGUACAUCAAACGAGAAUGGGCAUGCCGAAUUCUUGCAUGGACUCCCUACACGAUUAUGAUGUUUCCGACGAAAAGGCUCUGAAAAAGCAGUCGAACGAAAAGUCAUGGAGAGUGGUUGGUGAAGUGGUACAAUUAAUUCAACUAUCAGUGACAGCCACGGCCCUGGCUCUCUACUACCUCAUCUACUGCUACAUGCAGGUCAUAUAUUACACUUUGAGAAGCGCCCUCUACUUCCAUAAUGCUGAUGGAUCAAUUAUUGUCCUUGGACUUCUCUGUAUGCACCCAGCAUACUCAGUGUUACCACAUCCACGGCUAGACUCAGCUGAGUCUACAGAACAGUCUACUGAGUCUACGUUACCUGGAGACUUACACGAAGGUUCGGGAGAAGAUCCCACUGGACCCCCCGCGAAUAAGAAUGAGACCAGGGAAGCCCUUAAAUCAGAUGGAAGUGAGCAAGACCCAGUAGUGUUUCUAUCUGAUAAGAAUAGUUACAUCCCAGUUAGCAUCAAGCCAAGAUCACCAGUCGAUUCCAGUUGGAGGGAGCCACCGGCGUGGGAGAGGGAAUACAGAAGACAUCGCACUAACGGCAGUAGAGUACAAUACAUUGAAGCGGAAUGCCAAGACGACUUCAUGAAGAUCCGAGUCGGUUUCAACGGGUCGUUUAGCGGUCUUGUUUAUUCAGCUGGCUACUCCUACGAUCCUGACUGUAUGUAUAUAAACGGUUCUGGUCGUGACUAUUACGAGUUCUACAUACAACUGAACCGAUGUGGAACCCUGGGAAGAAAUGGACAACACGAAGACACAAGGAAACAUCCAGCCAAGAAUCUGAUGUGGAACACCAUAACAGUUCAGUACAAUCCACUGAUUGAAGAAGAAUUGGAUGAACAUUUUAAAGUCACCUGCGAAUAUGGAUACGACUUUUGGAAAACUGUAACCUUCCCUUUCCUGGAUGUUGAAGUGGCGACAGGCAAUCCGGUAGUAUUCACUCUGCAGCCUCCAGAAUGUUAUAUGGAAAUAAGAUCUGGCUAUGGAGCGACCGGAGCAAGGGUCACUGGACCAGUGAGAGUCGGAGAUCCCCUGACUUUGCUCAUCUACAUGAGAAGCUCGUAUGAUGGUUUUGAUAUAGUCGUCAACGAUUGUUUCGCUCACAACGGGGCUGCGAAGAGAAUACAACUUAUAGACGAAUAUGGAUGUCCCGUUGAUGAUAAACUUAUAUCUCGUUUCCGCGGCUCUUGGUCGGAAUCUGGCGUGUUCGAAACUCAGGUUUACGCGUACAUGAAGACAUUUAGAUUCACAGGAUCACCCGCUUUAUAUAUUGAAUGCGACGUUAGGAUGUGCCAUGGGAGAUGUCCGUCACAACCCUGUCAUUGGCGUAACAUGAAGAAUGUAAAGAAACGUUCUGUGGAAGCGGAGACGGCUAGCGUGGCGCCGCGUCUGUCAGAAAACAUCUCUCUCUUUCAGUCAUUACGAGUUCUGCAGGAGGGGGAAGAGGACGAAGAUAUGGCACGAGCUGGUAUGUUCAAUGCAGCUGAAGGACAGACAUGUAUGAAGACGUCAGCGCUCUCCGCCAUGAUAGUGUCUUGUAGUGUGCUCGUGGCAGCUCUGCUGGUAGCUCUGCUUGUAGCCGCUAGAGGAUGGCGGCAAAGUGAGAAAAGAACGCCAAUACACGCUUAUGUACCACACAAGGGAAGAAUAAAAUAA